Molecule: messenger RNA, 702 nt
Organism: Eruca vesicaria subsp. sativa (arugula)
Lineage: Eukaryota; Viridiplantae; Streptophyta; Magnoliopsida; Brassicales; Brassicaceae
Source: the annotation of a GenBank genome assembly
AUGGAUUCGUCGUCGGCGUCGUUUGUAGGCAACAGAUAUUGGAUCCUCCGACAUGGGAAGAGCAUUCCCAACGAGAGAGGCCUCGUCGUCUCUUCAAUGGAAAAUGGUGUGCUCCCAGAGUACCAGUUAGCCCCUGAUGGUGUCGCUCAGGCUCAGCUCGCUGGCCAAUCCUUCCUUAAGCAACUAGAGGAAAGUAACAUAUCACUGGACAAGGUCCGAAUUUGCUACUCCCCUUUCUCUAGAACCACUCACACCGCUAAGGUUGUCGCUCAGGUCCUCAAUCUCCCCUUUGAUUCCCCUCAAUGCAAGAUGAUGGAAACUCUGCGAGAACGCUACUUUGGACCUACAUUUGAACUCAAGUCACAUGACAAGUACCCAGAGAUAUGGGAUCUUGAUGAGAAAGAUCCAUUCAAGGGACCAGACGGAGGUGAAAGCGCUGAUGAUGUUGUAUCUAGACUUACCACUGCCAUGCUAUCCAUGGAAGCAGAAUUUCAAGGCUGUGCGAUUCUGGUGGUGAGCCAUGGAGAUCCUCUUCAGAUGUUGCAGAACAUAAUGCAUUCAGCAAAGCAACAUAAUAGCGGAGGAGGAGGAGAUAGUGGUUUAGGUUUAGCUGAGAGAAUUCAGAUGAGCAGAGUUGCUUCUGUCUUGUCACAGCACCGCAAGUUUGCUUUGCUCACUGGCGAACUCCGACCCCUCGUCUGA